This is a messenger RNA of Microcebus murinus (gray mouse lemur), 1168 nucleotides long. NCBI's taxonomy places the organism in Eukaryota, Metazoa, Chordata, Mammalia, Primates, Cheirogaleidae. The record is from RefSeq and is a predicted model, not a curated record.
CCGGGCGCGCGCCGCGCAAUUUCCGGUGGGUCCGCGCUUCCUGGCCAGGCCGCUCGCGUGCCCUUUGCGACCUGCGCAGACCUUCGGGAGCUCCGUUCGGGUGCAGGCCUGGUGUAGUCUCUCCUGUCUGGACAGCGUGAGAAGAGAACAAUGCAGAAGGACACCGGCCCUCUAGUGCCUUUGCAUUGGUUUGGCUUUGGCUAUGCAGCACUGGUUGCUUCUGGUGGGAUCGUUGGCUAUGCAAAAGCAGGUAGUGUGCCGUCCCUGGCCGCCGGGCUCCUCUUCGGGGGUUUAGCAGGCCUGGGUGCUUAUCAGCUGUCUCAGGAUCCAAGGAACAUUUGGGUUUUCCUAGGUACGUCUGCUGUCGCCUUAGGGCAGAUAAGUAUCCAGCAUACUCUUUAUCAGAAGGCCCUGGUUUGGUGGGAUGUGUCAGGUUCUUCAUACUUAAUGACAUGUGCCGUCCCUGGCCGCCGGGCUCCUCUUCGGGGGUUUAGCAGGCCUGGGUGCUUAUCAGCUGUCUCAGGAUCCAAGGAACAUUUGGGUUUUCCUAGCUACGUCUGGGACCUUGGCUGGCAUUAUGGGAAUGAGAUUUUACCACUCUGGAAAAUUUAUGCCUGCAGGUUUAAUUGCAGGUGCCAGUUUGCUGAUGGUUGCCAAAGUUGGAAUUAGUAUGUUGAACAGACCUCAUCAGUAGUAGUCAUGUCCUACCUUGGACUCAAGAAGAAUUGAAAAUCACUAAACUUCCACUCUUUUCAGUAUAUUAAGAGAAAAAAUGCAGCAUUUCUACAUACUGUGUGACAUUCUACUUAAAAAAAAAAAAAGAAGACACUGAACUUGGUGGGGAGAAAAAAAUUCAGUCAUUACCAUUACAGCCCUACAGAAGUGGCAAAUAUAUAACAGAGGAACUUAAUAAUACACUCAUAUGGUUUGAUUCUUACAUAUUGAUGUUACAUCUUCUUUCUGUAUCCAAAAGUAAAAUCUCAAGGGGUAAAAUCUUAGGUGUCAACAAUGGGGGCCCUGAAACCUCAUACCCUGCUCAGAGGAACAGUAUGAAGAAAAUCUCUUAUGAGAUUUAGGAUAUCUGUUCUUUCGCUCAUCUGAGAGCACAGACCUACUUUGAAAUUAUGUUAAAUGAAAUAUGAAUGAAAUAAAGUUUACUAUAAAUAUU